Messenger RNA from Serendipita indica DSM 11827, 1101 nucleotides. The record is from the annotation of a GenBank genome assembly. Lineage: Eukaryota; Fungi; Basidiomycota; Agaricomycetes; Sebacinales; Serendipitaceae.
AUGGAUUCAAGAACAGCUUCCGAGCGCACUUUCUCGCUCUCCCAGCUCCCCAUUGGCUUCGACAACCCACACAAAGCUGCCCAGGACGGCUCACGGCGCACCUCGUCAGCAUCCACUGCGUCUUCAAUGCCUAGGACCCCCUCUUCGAUAGCCUGGGACCGCUUCGAUGUCUUCUCGCCGGUCGCAGAACCGCAGGCGUUUGAAGCGUCCGAAUACGGCUCAGAAACCUCUUCUCUCCUCACAAUCUCUCCAGAUACCCCGUUAAAACGGGAUAGUCUUCCCACCAUUAUUCAUGAUGGCCCGCAGAGAACUGGUUAUGCCAUGCGCGAGAAUCCGCGCCGGUCGCAGUCGAUAACGCUUUCCUCGAUGGAAACCCAACAGAACAGACUAUCUAGGGCUGCGACUAUGCACACAGUUCCAGGGGUACGUCCGUGGCCCAUGCCCCCACCAAGUUCCUCCACAGAUACAACGGCCCCCAGGCUUUCACCGCUACAGGAUCAAAACGAGGAAGAUGUAGAUGCGGGCGACCGCAGUCACGGUACGGAUAGCGACUCGCCAGGCGAGUCCGGAGACAGUGCAAAUCAUCUCCAACGGCGGCGACAUAUACGUCGACCUACCCGUGAAAAGAAAGACCUUCCAAGACCGCUCCCUCCCCUACCAGCAUCCAACCUCGCUCAUUCUCAGAGUACCGCCGGUCGGUUCAUGACCACACCGUUUGCAGUCUCUGCAGGAGAACAAGAGCCACCUCUUGGCGAUGCAAGGAGGCGGAGUCGCACACUCAAUUCGCUCUCUGGGAUUCGUUCCUUGCCUGUCCCAAAUGCCCAGACACAAUCCAAUCCCUCAUCUUCCAAGUCGAUACCGAAUAAAUCCGCAGGCAAGCUGGUUCCCGUCAUCCUUCCACUCAAACUUCACACGCUUGAACUGCGUUCAUCCCCGUCCGAGGCGGCGGGCGUCCUGACAAAGACUCCCAACCGACCAUCGAACAAUUGCGCUUUGGCGCGUUCCUUCAUGGCACCUCCAAUGCCGGCGGAUGCGGCGGCUGCAAUUGACUGGGAUCUAGUCGACGAUGCGCUCGGAAUUGACGACGACAUCGUGUCCUAG